AUGGCAUCAUCCAAUGAUUUGUUUGAUAUGUUAAAUAUCCAAAAGAAAAAUUCGGAAUCACCAGUUCCAAGUAGCGCAAACUCAAAGAAAAAGCAAUUAACUCCUAAAAUACCUGUACCACCAAUGACAGGCUUACAACGAGAGUUGUACAGCUUAUUGGGGGAUAGUUUACCCCCCAGUGUAAUACAUAGUAAUAACAUUGGGACUCAAUUCAAAACUUCAUUUAAAAUGAAAACACAAGGAAAGCCCUCUCCAUGGACGUAUGCGCCAUUCAGGCCUAAUGAGAAAAGUUCUUUCACUUUGCGUCACUGGGUAAAGGGCUCUAAAGAUCUGCUUGAUGCUGAAUCACAGGUAUCCAUGUACUCUAAAUUCAAUAUUCAUUACAAAAUCCCGCAAUUUGAUCAGCAAGAGUUUGAAAAAUUCAUGUCUGAAGAAGAUAGAAAAACUUAUGAAUUCAAAGAAAUUCAAUACCUUUUUGAUUUAUGCAGGCUCUAUGAUUUGAAAUGGAUUGUCAUUUUAGAUAGAUACGAUUUUGAGGGGAAACAAAGAAGUGUGGAGGAUUUAAAAGACAUGUUUUAUUUUGUCUGCAGAAAAUAUAUGCAACACAUAGAUCCAGAAAAUAAAGAAAUACUAAAGUUUUUAGAUUUUCCUAAAGAAAAGGAGAUUGAACGCAAACAAUAUUUAAAUAGGCUUCUAUCUAGAUCAUCUGCAGAAAUAGCAGAAGAGGAAGCUUUAGUAAUAGAGGCCAAAAGAUUUGAAAUGGCUGCUAAACGAACGUUAGCGGAAAGAGAACAAUUAUUACGUCUGCUAGAUUCUCCAACUGCCGUUGAUGAUAUAUCCAUUCAACAAUUUUUAACUUCACAUGGUAUGACCCAAUUCUAUAAUAGUUUGUUAGCAGACAAGUCUCGUAAACGUAAGUAUGAUUCAGUCGCAGAAAAUCCAUGGGUUAAACAACAGCAACAAUUCAGGAAACAGCAAAAAACAAGGAAAAUUGAAGAUGAAAGUAAAAAAGAACAAGAAAACAAAAAAAACUCUGCGAAAACAAAGAGUCAAGAUAAUCAGGAAAACAAUGGUGGCAGUAGCGGUAGUAAUGGCACUAAGAGGAGACAAGAAUCGGAAAAGGCAGUUCAACUUAUCAAUGAUCCUGUUACUAGUUUGCUACGAGAAUUUAAUAAGGAUGAAAGGAAAAGUCUUGGGAUACAUUUGUAUGAAAACAAGCUAUCACCCGGUGUUUUCUUACGCUCUACUAAAAUCAGUUCAUUCAAACCUGCUGUCCAAAAUAAAGUUCAAGUUGCUUUAAAUGAAUUGCAAAUUCCGACAAGACCAGUAAUGCCAACUUUUGACGUAGUGAAAAAACAUGAUCAGUUGUUGAAAAAAAUUACAAUACUAUUGGAUUUAAAGAAACAAGUGGAUAAAUUGGAAGCAGAAAAUAGAAUUAGAGGUUAA
Molecule: messenger RNA, 1446 nt
Organism: Saccharomycodes ludwigii
Lineage: Eukaryota; Fungi; Ascomycota; Saccharomycetes; Saccharomycodales; Saccharomycodaceae
Gene: SWC4
Product: Swc4p
Exons: 1
Coding region: 1-1446 (481 amino acids)
Biological process (GO): negative regulation of transcription by RNA polymerase II; DNA repair; chromatin remodeling
Cellular component (GO): NuA4 histone acetyltransferase complex; Swr1 complex
Molecular function (GO): transcription corepressor activity
Source: RefSeq, a predicted model, not a curated record